AUGAGGUUCUCUAUAUGGAUUGUCCUGACACUCUUCACAAAUACCCAUGCUUUGCUGGCAUCCUCAGAUUUGAAACGGCAAAAUGAAUGCACUGCCGCCACAACCGACGAACUCAUCUUCAAAACUGAUAUUGAGGCUUUUAGUGCGGCUCGCGAGGCCAGAGAACCCCCUUGUUUUGACUGGUCGUCCGAUGACUGUACCAUGGCUCCAGAUAUGCCAGCAGGAUUUAAUUUUGAGCCGAGCUGCAGACGACAUGAUUUUGGUUAUCGGAAUUUCGGCGCACAGGACAGUACUCGCAAGCAGCUGUAUGACAUUCUAGGCAAGCAUUGUUUAUUAGAGUACUUGCUUACCCGGCAGCAGCAGGAUGUCCGUCUUUACCAGGCUUAUCCUUCUCCUAAAAACAAGCCCGAAACGGACGUUGAUAUUAUUACUAUCUAUAGCCUUGACACAGAGUCGCCGGAUAUUUAG
Aspergillus terreus NIH2624 is the source of this 468-nucleotide messenger RNA. RefSeq lists its product as uncharacterized. The coding region runs from base 1 to 468 and encodes 155 amino acids. Lineage: Eukaryota; Fungi; Ascomycota; Eurotiomycetes; Eurotiales; Aspergillaceae. The transcript has 3 exons. The record is from RefSeq and is a predicted model, not a curated record. Gene Ontology annotation, biological process: phospholipid metabolic process; arachidonate secretion. Gene Ontology annotation, molecular function: A2-type glycerophospholipase activity.